Messenger RNA from Hipposideros armiger (great roundleaf bat), 3604 nucleotides. RefSeq names its product snurportin 1 (gene SNUPN). Gene Ontology annotation, biological process: snRNA import into nucleus; protein import into nucleus. The coding region runs from base 313 to 1398 and encodes 361 amino acids. The transcript is spliced from 9 exons. NCBI's taxonomy places the organism in Eukaryota, Metazoa, Chordata, Mammalia, Chiroptera, Hipposideridae. Gene Ontology annotation, cellular component: nucleus; cytoplasm. Gene Ontology annotation, molecular function: protein binding; nuclear import signal receptor activity. The record is from RefSeq and is a predicted model, not a curated record.
GGUUCGAGCUUGGGACCGAUCCUGUGCCCCACCGGCUCCAACUGCCCCUCGGCGCCCGGCUGUGACUCCCGGUAGCUGGCUCCGCAUCUCAGGCCUCCCGAAGUGUUCCCGGGAGGGGCGGAGCUAAGUCGGGGCCUACCCCUGGGCGCGCCUCUGCUAGGCUGGCCCAUGCGGUCGGCCCCGAGCCUUCGGGGACCUUUUGUGGGGGAGGGGCGAAUCCUGCAAUCCCUAAAUGGCCCCAUCUCUAGAGAAAGGCAGUGCGGGGCCGUGGCAGGGUGAGCGGCCGCCCGGAGCUGAUAGAAGCCCGGGAAGAUGGAAGAGCUGAGUCAAGCCCUGGCUAGUAGCUUCUCUGUAUCUCAAGAUCUGAAUAGCACAGCUGCCCCACACCCCCGCCUGUCCCAGUACAAGUCCAAGUACAGUUCCUUGGAGCAGAGUGAGCGGCGCCGCCGGUUAUUGGAACUUCAGAAAUCCAAGCGACUGGAUUAUGUGAAUCAUGCCAGAAGACUGGCCGAAGAUGACUGGACAGGGAUGGAGAGUGAGGAAGGAGAAGAAAAGAAAGAUGAUGAAGAAAUGGACAUUGAUACUAGCAAGAAGUUACCAAAACGCUAUGCUAAUCAAUUGAUGCUGUCUGAGUGGUUAAUUGAUGUCCCUUCAGAUUUGGGGCAGGAAUGGAUUGUGGUCGUGUGCCCUAUUGGAAAAAGAGCACUCAUUGUGGCCUCCAGGGGUUCCACCAGUGCUUACACCAAGAGUGGUUAUUGUGUCAACAGGUUUUCUUCCCUUCUGCCAGGAGGCAACAAGCAAAACUCAACAACAGCAAAAGACUACACCAUUCUGGACUGCAUUUACAGUGAGGUGAAGCAGACCUACUAUGUUCUGGAUGUGAUGUGCUGGCGGGGACACCCUUUUUAUGACUGCCAGACUGAUUUCCGAUUCUACUGGAUGCAUUCAAAGUUACCAGAAGAAGGACUGGGAGAGAACACCAAGCUCAAUCCUUUUAAAUUUGUGGGGCUAAAGAAUUUUCCUUGUACUCCUGAGAGCCUGUGUAAGGUGCUGUCUAUGGAUUUCCCUUUUGAGGUAGAUGGGCUUCUCUUCUACCACAAGCAGACUCACUAUAGCCCUGGAAGCACUCCUCUGGUGGGCUGGCUGCGCCCGUACAUGGUGUCCGAUGUCCUUGGCAUAGCCGUGCCGCUUGGCCCGCUGACCUCCAAGCCAGAAUAUGCGGGGAUCCAGCUGCAGCAGAUUAUUGAGCACAAGAGGAACCAGAAGGAGGGUGUGAAAGAGCAGCUGGCCCACAAGGCCUCUGACAGCAGCCGCUAUGAGCUGGAGCACCUAUCUACCCCCAAGCUCAAGGGCGCCCUCCACAGCCUGGAUUGCCCCGGGAAUCUGAUGGACAACUAACUGCAGCCCCCUUUGGGAGUCACAGGAUGGUGCUUGGUUCCAGAAGGAAGGUUGGAGAGAAGGACAGUGACGACAAUAAGUGACUUCAUUUUACAGUGGACUUUCCAAAGCCACUCCAGUUGGACACAGCUUAUAUCCUGUCUGAAAUGCUGGCCCAAACAGUUCGGGGAGGUUCCCAGAUUAGUAGGUCUUCGGAUUUGAGCAACCCCUGUAAAAAUGUAUCCCAGAUCCACAAUGCAAAUAUAUAUGAUUCUUAAGAAAGAACCUGUGAUUCUUAAACUUUAGACAGUCAUGAAUCUCCUCCAGCUGCACCCCCAGGCCACUUAAACCAUGACUGUUCAUGUUUUGGCCCAUUUCACUGUUUUUAGCACUUAAGCAUUCUGCUGAAUUUCCAGUUGCUGCUGUUGCUAACGUCAUUUUCUAAAAGUUCUUACCAGGAACUGCAAUUCUUGGUAUUUGACAAUGUUCCCACUUCUGAGAAAACAAGUGUGAUUUGCUUUGGUUUAGACAUUGCCAGAGAUAAAAUGCAAAUGGAGUUCACUCACCCAGACGGUUGAGCUGUAGAGUGGGUUAUGGAGAUGGACAGGUCCUGCCCUUGAAGAGCACCCCAUGAGAAUGAGAAAAUAAAUCCACCAGCUGCACCCAGAGUGCAUCCAGGUAGUGAGAUGGUUGCUUUAGUGCAGAAAGGCACAUAGAGCCUGGGAACUGGGAAGAGCAGGAGGAGGUUCCACAGAGGUCAUCAGAAAUGGGCCAAGGCUCAGAGGGGGACAGAAAUGUGCUGUGCAGACGAAGAGGGGAGGACUUUCUCACAGGCAGGAGGGUAUGCGGCUGCAGCCCUACAGAGCAGGGCAUGACGUGCUCUGGGGCCUGCAGGGGUUCAGCAUGGGUCAGGCAUUACACAGGACUGGAGGCCUGUGGGAGAGGACGCUUGAGAGAGAUGGGCCUAAUUAUGUUAUGCAGAGGUUUUGGAUUUUAUGUCAUGGUUGAAAGGGAGCCAGUGGAGAGCUUUGAGCAGGCAAGAUGCAAUCAGUUUGUGAACUAGAGUUCUUUGGCAGCUGUGGGAGUGGAAGGAAGAUGGUGUCUGCUGUGUUCAGGAAAUGUGUCCCAUUUCCCAUGGCUGCAGUCUGCACCCCACACUGCUUUCCACCUUUCUGGGACUUCUCUUAUUGGACAAAAGGACAUGACUAUUCCAGUCCAGCAGCACUAGCAUCCUAUGGACAAAAUUUCAGAGGGAUAUAGGUCGAUGCUGUGUGACAUGCCAUUGUCCCUUUGUGUUAAUUCUGGGACCAAAUCUGGGCAGGGGUUGUGCUUGAGUGGAGCCUGAUCAUACAAAUUCAGCACACCAGUGGGAGCAGCCUCAGUGUGGAGCUCUUAGAGGGCUGCUCAAGUGACUCCAGAAAAUCCGCAACCCCUCCCGCCCCAGUAGUGUUCCUGCAGGCUGUAGAUUUCAGCAUGCCUACAUCAGUAGGCUCUUUCCUGAACUCUAAUAAGGUCAGUUCUGCAACAGGAGCAUCGUGCUCCUCUUGCCCACGUGCAUGUUGUGGGCUGCCCUAGGCAGCAGCCUCCUGUAUUGUUUCAGGAGCAGUGUGUGUUAGUAGUAUUGAGAUUUGGCUGGGCUCUGCCCAGAAAUAAUCAGAUCUGGAAGGACUGCUUCCCCAAAUGACACACACUGGGGAAAGAUGCAUGAGUCAAAAAACAUACAGCCAAACUUACGACCAGGCACAACUUGAUACUGUUGAAUGAUAUCUGGAAGGAUAUAUCUCAGAGGAGUGCCCCUUAUAUUUUUAACUGAGGAGCCCUGUAUUAUUGAUUACUGAACAGAGUGUAUCUCCUGGUCACAUUUCUGUGUGAAAUGUCACCUAUUUCAAAGAUGGCUGUGUUAUAUUGUAGGUUGCUGUGAUGGAUAUUUGUUUUCUGGGCACACUUCUGAGCAGCUCCGUUUUUUUUUGUGGAAUUCUCUCUUCCCCAUGCUCUAUGGUCUGGUGGGACUGUAAUUUGGGGGAACUGCCCUCUCAGCCAAGCAUCAGGCUCAGGCCUCAAGGUGGGUCAAUCACAUGCCCCUCACCAAGAGUUUGUGUCUUGAGCAGAGAAACAAAGGGAGUGAAUAGUAGGAAUGCAUUUAUUCUGCCCACGGAGGGGAAAGGGUGUUACUUUUUCUUGCUAUGAAACCUGUGAACAUCUAGUAAAGUCCAUCUUGUUUAAAGUA